Andrographis paniculata is the source of this 3562-nucleotide messenger RNA. RefSeq names its product putative receptor-like protein kinase At5g39000. The transcript is spliced from 2 exons. Gene Ontology annotation, molecular function: protein kinase activity; ATP binding. Gene Ontology annotation, biological process: protein phosphorylation. The record is from RefSeq and is a predicted model, not a curated record. Gene Ontology annotation, cellular component: membrane. The coding region runs from base 188 to 3562 and encodes 1124 amino acids. NCBI's taxonomy places the organism in Eukaryota, Viridiplantae, Streptophyta, Magnoliopsida, Lamiales, Acanthaceae.
GUUGCAACUUUCAUGGCGGAUGAGGAGACUUUGCAGAUUGAACCUUAAAUUUCAUCUCAGAAUUCAUUCCUUCACCUGCUGCUGCUUCGUCGAACCUUUUGUCAUCUGAUCGUGCAGAAUAAGGCUAGCAGCCAUCGAAGGACUCUGCUCUCAAAUUCAUUGUAUCCGAUUGAAUGCGAAUUUCACAAUGACUACUCUUCGUCAUCCACCUUCAAUCGCUCUACGGUUGUUUCUCUGGUUCUGCGCGAUCGCCGCUAGCAGUAUCAACACAGCUCCGUUCGCCGCGGAUAUUUCAAUUAACUGCGGCUCCACCGGCAAAUCCACGGCAGUCAACGGCAAGGAAUGGCUGGGAGACUUACAACCGAAAUCUCCAUCUGUUUUUCAAAUCGGAGGUUCGUCAAGCAUCGUCCACACGAAGAAAUCGAUUUCUGGUACGAACUUUGUAAUUCCUUACAAAACCGCGAGAAUCUCUCGUUCUCAAUUCUCCUACACCUUCCGAGCGAGUCCAGGUCAGAAAAUUAUCCGCCUCCAUUUCAAUCCGGUGCCGUACAAGAGUUUCGAGGACUUGUUCAGCGUCGAAGUCGGUAAUUUCACGCUUCUGAGCAACUUCAGCGCUUCCCUCACUGCUCAAGCUCUAGGUACGAAUUCAUUUGUUAAGGAAUUCUGUCUGCACUUUCCGCAAGACGAACCGUGGAAGAUUAUCUUCUCUCCUGCAAUCAGUAGCAGUAGCAGUACGCCAUUGUUGAGCAAGUGUGCGUUCAUAAAUGGAAUUGAGAUUAUCACAGUACCGGCAGGACUUUCUUAUUUUCACGGCGAUGAUACCGGAGUCCGAGUUGUCCGUCGGGAAUCUCAGGUGAAUGUUGAUUACAAUACUGCACUUGAAGUAGUCCAUCGAUUGUAUGCUAGGGAGCAGCAGCAGCAGCAGAUGGAUCCACAAACUACAAAUUCUGAUCAUGUGUUUCCAAACAAGGUAGAAGAACACAAUGCGUGGAGACUACCUGUGGACGUGGGAUUUCAGUAUAUGGUCAGGCUUCAUUUCUCGAAGCUGGGGCUCAACAUUGUGGGCUCUGAUCAUUUGGUGUUUGAACUUCUCAUUAAUGGAAAGAUUGCCCAUUCUAAUGUGGAUAUUGGCAAGGGAAAGAAAGGGAAUGACAGUACCUGGUUUGUGGACUUCCUGGUGGCCAUGAGAGGCCAAAAACAGCAGAUUAAACGUGAUCUUCUGAUCUCCCUGCAUUUGUAUGACGACAUUGUUGAUGGAAGUGCACUUCUUGCUGGGUUUGAAGUACUGAAGUUGAGCAACCAUGAUAACAGUCUUGCCGGUCCGAAUCCCUUGCUGCCGACUACUCAUCAGCAUACGCCGAUGCAGCUGCAUUUCAAGGCUUUGAUCUCGGCUCUUGGUCGUCGAUUCGUGCCUCUAAAUCUUUCGAUGAUCAUGCUUACUUUGGUAAAUGUCAUUAUACAUAAGUUGCAGGGGGUUUGGGAAGUUACCAUUCCUAAGGAGGAAGACAAGCCAUCAGCCAGGGCUCGAAAGGUCUGCCGUGUUUUUUCAUUUGGCGAGAUCCGAGUAGCCACUAGAAAUUUCAGCGCCGCGCUCUUGAUAGGAAGGGGUGGAUUUGGUAAGGUCUACAAAGGCAUGAUUGACGACGGGCAAACUCCAGUUGCUGUAAAAAGGUUAAAACCAAACUCCACGCAAGGUGCGCGCGAGUUUUUGACUGAGAUCGAGACACUUUCUGAGCUUCGGCAUUGCAAUCUGGUUUCCUUAAUCGGGUACUGCAACGGAGGUAGAGAAAUGAUUCUGGUUUACGACUACAUGGCCAGUGGGACGCUAGCAGAUCAUCUGUAUAAACUUCAAGAGGAAAGCAACUACGUACCUCUAUCGUGGAAGCAACGCCUUAAUAUCUGCAUAGGGGCUGCUCGUGGGCUCGACUAUCUUCACACAGGUCAUGGAAUUAUACACCGUGAUGUAAAGGCUUCGAACAUCCUUCUUGACAAGAAUUUCGUGGCAAAAGUUUCGGAUUUCGGCCUGGCCAGGCAUGAAGAAAGGAACAAGUUAGAAAGCCAUGUAAGCACAAGAGUUAAGGGUACAAAAGGGUACUUUGAUCCACAUUAUGUCAACACUAACAAGCUCACAAGGAAAAGUGAUACCUAUGCCUUUGGGGUGGUGCUGUUUGAAGUACUGUGUGGGAGACCUGCGGUGGAUUUAAAUCUUCUAGAAGAAGAGCAGAUUUUGACAAAGUGGGCUCGAGACAACGUUAAGAAGGGGAGCAUUGAUCAGAUUGUGUCCCCAAGUCUAUGGGAUGAGGUCUCUGGAGACUGUCUUAAAGCAUUCUUGGCGAUCGCUGGCAGAUGUUUGCACGACGAACCGAAGAAACGGCCAACAAUGGCACAGGUGGUACUGCAACUUCAGUCCGUGCUUGAGAAACUUGAGAAACAGGAUAGCUCGAAUGCCCGUACUUUUGAUAAUAGCGUCGAUGAUCUCCCAAUUGACAAGGGGAAAUUAGCGUUAUUUACGGAUAUGCUACCUCCUGAAAUAAAACAGAAAAAUGUCAAUGUGAUUGGUCCUGAAACUGCAUCUAGGAGAGGAGAUGGUAAGAAAGAUCGGGAGCAGAAGCCACUACGGUUCUGGCCCCGGGAGAAGUGGAGACGACGCCCCAAUCUGAGGAAGGAAGUUGUCAUCUUUAAGGACAUUGGGAUUCGAUUGACAUAUGAGAAUGUGGUAAGAGGUACCGGGAAUUUCAGUGCAACCAGCUGCAUUGGUGAGGGUCGCACCGGGACAACAUACAAAGCUGAGAUUACUCCCGGUGUCCAUGUUGUCGUAAAACGGUUAACAGCUGGACUUUUCCAAGGUGUCGAAAAAUUCGACACAGAAAUCAAAACCCUCGGGCGUCUUCGUCAUCCCAACCUCGUGACAUUGCUUGGAUAUCAUAUCUCUGGACCUGAAAGAUUUCUUAUAUAUAAUUAUCUACCAGGGGGCAACCUUAAAGAGUUUAUAAAGGAAAGAUUCAGUAAACCUGUCGAUUGGAGGAUAAUCUUCAAGAUUGCCCUGAAUAUUGCACAAGCAAUUUACUACCUGCACUGUACGUGUGUGCCGCAAAUUAUUCAUUGCAAUGUCAAGACGAGCAGAAUAUUACUGGACAGGGAUUACAAUGCAUACCUCUCUGGUUUCGGACUAGCCAGGGUUCUCGAGGCUUCACAGACUUACGAUGCGUAUGUUGCUCCAGAAUAUGCAAUGAUAGGCAGUGUUUCUGAGAAAACUGAUGUUUAUAGCUACGGGAUUGUGUUGCUCGAGUUGAUCUACGACAAGAAAACUCUGGGGGCAUCAUUUUCGUUGGAAAGUAGGUUCAGAAUUGUAGCUUGGGCAUGCACACUCUUGCGGGAAGGUUGUGCCGAGGAGUUCUUUGUUCCUUGGUUGUGGGAUGUAGGCCCUCGAGAUGAUUUGGUCGACUUAUUACACUUGGCUAUUGAAUGCACGGCAGAUUCUCUUUCUAUAAGGCCGUCAAUGGAGGAGGUAGUCGAACGACUAAAACUUCCAUUGUUGGCGAUACCGAAAGGCAGAGAGUGA